GGGCAUUUGCCGAGCGGCCGCGCUGCGGAGGCGCCUCUUGUCCCCGCCGCCGCCUCGUCGACCGUUCGCGGCCAUGAACGCGCCGCCCGCCUUCGAGAGUUUCCUGCUGUUCGAGGGGGAGAAGAAAAUAACAAUAACAAAAGACACAAAAGUGCCAAAUGCAUGCCUAUUCACCAUUAACAAGGAGGACCAUACCCUGGGUAAUACCAUCCGAUCGCAGUUGUUGAAGGACCCUCAGGUGUUAUUUGCAGGUUACAAAGUACCACAUCCUCUAGAACAUAAAAUUGUUAUCCGUGUGCAGACUACUCCGGACUACAGUCCACAAGAGGCAUUUACAAAUGCCAUCACUGAUCUGAUUAGCGAGUUAUCCCUUCUGGAGGAGCGGUUCCGGGUUGCCAUUAAAGAUAAACAAGAAGGAAUUGAAUGAGAAGUUGACAUCAGAAUGUGUUAUAUUUGCAAUUCACUUUUAAAAAUAUCAUUGUUUGACCAACUUGAUGACAAAAUAAAAUUAAGCUUUUAUAAAAUGUU
Molecule: messenger RNA, 528 nt
Organism: Pristis pectinata (smalltooth sawfish)
Lineage: Eukaryota; Metazoa; Chordata; Chondrichthyes; Rhinopristiformes; Pristidae
Gene: polr2j
Product: RNA polymerase II subunit J
Exons: 4
Coding region: 74-427 (117 amino acids)
Biological process (GO): transcription by RNA polymerase II
Cellular component (GO): RNA polymerase II, core complex
Molecular function (GO): protein dimerization activity; DNA binding
Source: RefSeq, a predicted model, not a curated record